AUGCCGCGUCUCCUCCCACGUCUUUUGGAACGCCUUCAGAAAGCCAAGGCAGAGCCUCUUUCCAAGCCUCCCCUUUUACUGCCUAGGAGGCGCAGGAAGACCUCUCUUCUACAACCGAUUCCGUCCUUGAGGGCUGAGUCCAACGAUCAUUCACAGUCCAUCCUUGUAGACACUGUCAAUCCAGUCGUCGAUGCUAAAGGAUAUAUUCGCCACAAAUCACUACCCCCUCGCCCGCCGGCGGCUUCAGGGCGUGUUAGAAACUAUCCUGCAAGUACAAGAGGAUCAGAACACGAUGUUCCAAGGGACAUGACUGCGCAGGAGAAAGCUUGGUGGUCGAGCCCUUACUUACGCAUGCUCUUGUCUCCUCUGAGAGUCUGCAUGUUGACUGGAAGAUGUCUGCCUUCCGAUUUCAUGCUCCGCAUGGCGGUUAUGCAGCAACCAGCGACAGUUUCGUUGCGACCAAAACAAUUUCUACUUCCGGACGGCAUAGAGCAUCCGAGGUUCAAGGCUCGUAAAUCGACUACGGGAGGCUACGUGGUAUGCUGGAAGACGGCAGUACAACAACUCAUGGAAAGAGGGUCGUACAGAAGGCUAUCACCGCAAGCCAAUGCGCACGCGCACUUGACUGAACAAAUAGGUCAUCUGCUGCGACUGAGAGUCUUACAAGAGCUAGAAAUUCUGGGAGAUCGACUCCAAUGCAUACCCCGUGGGUCCCUGAGCUCCCCACUAAUCCGCAAGCUCACGCGGGCGGAAUGGAAGGAACUCAAAGAGACUGGCAUCUUAUCGCAAAGGGCCGCGAUUGCUGUAGUGGUGUGCCCUCCGGUCAAUCGAGAUCCCCAGAUAAAAGCAAGGCCACAGCCCACGAUGAUCUCUUCCCCUCACACAGAUUUCGCGGACGACUUGCCUACGAGGACGCGCAGGGAGUUACCGCCUCUAUCGGUGCUGCAUUCAACGUCGACGGCGCUGCACGUCGGUGAUGACAUAGGCGAUAUCCUCCCGGCAGCCAAUAUUCCCCUGUACAACGGCGUGGCGCUUUUCCCCAAGAGAUCUCAUCGCACAGCAUUUCAUGCUCUUCUGACGCGCCUUUUGAAAAUGGAACGACGAGCACGAUACCAAGAACGCAAACAGUCAGGUUCAAAUCUCAAACACUUUGAUAGCGGCAGAAGAAAACAGGAGGAAACGGCAAGUCAUGCGUUUGUGGUGUAUUCCAGUUCCGCGACGUUGGAUCGAGCGGAUGUCGUACCGUUCGCAACGGCUCUGUGGAGAGUUAGGAUAUGGGAAGGCGCUGGAUGGGAUGAUCCUCAGGUCCCGACAGCAGGAGGCUGGGAGGAUCCUGGCCUGUAA
Messenger RNA from Gloeophyllum trabeum ATCC 11539, 1344 nucleotides. RefSeq lists its product as uncharacterized. The transcript has 4 exons. The record is from RefSeq and is a predicted model, not a curated record. Bases 1 to 1344 code for a protein of 447 amino acids. NCBI's taxonomy places the organism in Eukaryota, Fungi, Basidiomycota, Agaricomycetes, Gloeophyllales, Gloeophyllaceae.